UCCACUGCGCAAACUCCACCAGUUGCUUUGCUCGAAAGGCGGAUGCGCGCUAUGCGCGCGGAGGCCACCGAGAGCAGCGCCUUAACCGCCGGGGCUGCGCAUUUGCUCUGCUUUGCAGGCCUCGCUGCCGCCCACACCCUCGCUGGCCGCGGCGCGCUCGUCUCAGACCCCGCGCUCGCCCUCCGCCUUCUCGUGGUAUUUUCACUGACCUCGCCGCCGCCGGUGCCGGUCUGUGAAGCGCCCAUAGUCAUCGCCGUGUUCAGCUACCUCCGGCGUGAUGCCAAAAGCUGCUCGAUUUUCAAAGCUGUUGCGAGAGGAUUGAUCUGCUUGCCCGUGGGAGCAUUCCUUAAUGCAUUUGGAGCAAUCGUUCUUGGUGCACCUGUUGGAAUCAAAUACUGGAUACCUACUAUAUAUUGGUCACUCCUCAUGUCCCUGUUCACGUUUGUUCCAGCAGCAUGUGUCUUUGGAGCAUCCAAGAUUGAUUGGCAAAAUGUGCUUUCUCACUCCAUUUAUUUCAUGCCAAAUGAUGUUGAGAACUACAUGAUCUCUGCACCUUGUCAUGGAGCUGUGCUAGGAGCAUGGCUCGGUGGUUGGCCUAUGCCCCUUGACUGGGAGAGGCCCUGGCAGGAAUGGCCAAUCUGUGUCUCUUAUGGUGCCGUUGCUGGGUAUUUGGUUGGAAUGGCAGUGUCAGUGGUCCUAGUAGCUGUUCACAAUAGAAGGGUUCGUGCAAAAGCUGACUAGCCUGUGGUCCUGUGGAUGAUGAGUGCAGCUGUCCUAAUAGCUGUUCACAAGAACAAUGUAUUUGCUGAUAACCUAUCUUGUUAGUGUGAGUACUGGUUGUUUCCAAUGUAUAGCUUCAUCCUGGUUCGAUUGCUCUAUUCUUUUUUAAUAUUUUUUUUUGCAGCUGUACAUUGUAAGGGUCUCAGUUCAGUUUUUUUUCCACAGAGAAGAGGGAGAUACUAGUUUAUUACGUAUUCUAUUUUAUGAUGAAUAAACGAAACUUUCCC
Molecule: messenger RNA, 1007 nt
Organism: Zea mays
Lineage: Eukaryota; Viridiplantae; Streptophyta; Magnoliopsida; Poales; Poaceae
Exons: 8
Coding region: 43-741 (232 amino acids)
Biological process (GO): GPI anchor biosynthetic process
Cellular component (GO): endoplasmic reticulum membrane
Source: RefSeq, a predicted model, not a curated record